AUCGAUGAUUCUGGCCAUCGAUCUCUAGACCAGGUUUUCUGUUGAGUUAGAGUGUUUCCAGACACAUAGAGAGCACAGCCGCCACAAUGGCCCACGUGCACCGCGCUCCCUUCAUCGUCCCUGCGCUAACGAAGCAUACGGCGACGGUCAUCAUGGCGCAUGGAUUGGGUGAUAAUGGUGCCGGAUGGAUGUCGCUCGCGCAGAACUGGCGUCGACGUGGAAAAUUCGAUGAAGUCGCAUUCAUCUUCCCCAAUGCCCCUAUGAUCCCGAUCACAGUCAACUUUGGAAUGACCAUGCCCGGAUGGUACGAUAUUACAAAGCUUGGUCGUGAUUUGGAUUUCGAAGAGGCUCUGCGUUCCCAGGACGAGCCCGGAAUUCUCCGUUCCCGCGACUACUUCAACACCCUGAUUAAGGAGCAGGUGGAGAAGGGCAUCAAACCUUCCCGUAUCGUCAUCGGUGGCUUUUCCCAGGGCGGUGCCAUGUCCCUGUUCACGGGGAUCACGAACAAGGAGAAGCUCGGCGGUGUAUUCGGUCUGUCCUGCUACCUGCUUCUCAGCGACAAGAUCAAGAACUACAUUCCGGAAGACUACCCGAACAAGAAGACUCCAAUUUUCCUCGCCCAUGGCACAGAUGACAAUAUUGUCCCGUAUGCAUUCGGGUCCGCGUCAUCCAAGACAAUCAAGGAGUUGGGCAUAGAUAAUGUCGAGUUUCACAGCUAUCCAGGCCUCGAUCACGGUGCCGAACCAGAUGAAAUCAACGACCUAGAAAUUUUCCUCCAGAAGGUAAUCCCGCCGGAAAGUGAAGGCGAACCUUCCUCGGGUUUAUGACUCGAAGCAGAUAGCUACGGACAGGCGUCUGGAACAGUAGAAAUACCGGCGACAUAUAGUAACAUCAUUGUGGGUUUGAUGGUUUUCAUUGCGAUGGUUCCGGUUUUGAAAUUUCUCCCUAGGAAUUAGACAGGUACACAGACUCGGAUUCAAGGUAUCUCGAUAGUCGUUCAUAGAGUCAAAAUAUAUUUCUCACCAGUGAUCUAUGGUCAGUCAUAGUUAACUGAGCAUAUAUUGCUUACUAAGAAUGCUGUUUAACC
Molecule: messenger RNA, 1087 nt
Organism: Monascus purpureus
Lineage: Eukaryota; Fungi; Ascomycota; Eurotiomycetes; Eurotiales; Aspergillaceae
Source: the annotation of a GenBank genome assembly